Molecule: messenger RNA, 8928 nt
Organism: Schistocerca piceifrons (Central American locust)
Lineage: Eukaryota; Metazoa; Arthropoda; Insecta; Orthoptera; Acrididae
Gene: HDAC4
Product: histone deacetylase 5
Exons: 20
Coding region: 94-3066 (990 amino acids)
Biological process (GO): chromatin organization; negative regulation of transcription by RNA polymerase II
Cellular component (GO): histone deacetylase complex
Molecular function (GO): histone deacetylase activity
Source: RefSeq, a predicted model, not a curated record
GCGCGUGACUCACCGCCCACGUCGAGCCCCGUGCUUCAGCGCCGAGGCGCCACCAGCGCCAGCAUCGCUGCCGCCGGGGUCGGCCUGCCCGGCAUGCCACUCGAUAAGGAGCACGCCUUCCACCAGCAGAUACAGCAGCUGAAGAAGCAGCAGCAGUUGCAGCAGCAGAUCCUCCUGCAGCACUUCCAGGCACAGAGACAGCAGCUGGCCGAGCAGCAUGAGCAGCAGCUCCGCCAUCACAUCAAGCUGUGGGAGCAGCAGAAGCAGCUGGAGGAACAGCGUGAACGCAGGGAGAAGGAGAAGCUGGAGGCAAUCAAGAAGAAGGACAAGCACGAGCAGAGCGCUGUCGCCUCCACUGAAGUCAAGCAGAAGCUGCAGAACUUCCUGCUAAACAAGAAGCAGUGUGAGGCUGCAGCUGCUGCUAAUGGAGCCACUUCAGCCUCCGGGAUGUCUUCACUGUCGGGGUCUGCGUCAAAUUUUCGCAACUGGAGUAUCCUACACGGUCACGACGGAGGACCAGGAACGGCAGCAGCUGGGUCCUCGGCAGGGGCACACCCGUACCGCCUGCCGUCCAUUGUAGCCAAGUACGAUGACGACUUCCCUCUCAGGAAGACAGCAUCUGAACCAAACCUGCUCAAGGUGCGACUCAAGCAAAGGGUGAUUGAGCGCCGAUCUAGCCCCAUCGCCAGGCGCAAAGAUCGACUUCUGGCCAACAUCAAGAGGAAGUCACAACUCGCAACGGAAGUGAAUGCUGGUGGUGUGGGAGCAAACAGUGUGGACUCUGGUCCAAAUUCCCCCCCGGCAAUCCCAGGUGGCGGAGGCCGCCAGCCUUCACCCUCUCACCAGAUGGGUCGCAGCAGCACACCAAUUCAAGAGGAAGGUGAAGGCUGUGGCAGCCAGCAGGGCAGUGUGGGAGAGCUCUCACUGUACAGCAGCCCAUCCAUGCCCAACAUCUCACUGGGGCGCCCUCCGACUCAUUCUGUGCCGGAUGCAACACACUUGCACGGAAGUGCAGGGUUGGGCACAGUGUCAGAGGCGGAAGUACGCGCUGCCUUCACAGCCAGGCUGGGAAUGCCACUCACUGGUCAAAUGCUGCCGGGGACUCUGCCUUUCUACCCAACAUUACCAGUGAUCGAUGGUGAGUACAGCUAUGCUGGUGGCAGUGCCACCCUCGGAACCGCACCCGGCAUUACAGAUGCACAAGUAGCACACGCCCGUCUGAAUCGCCGGCCACUGGGACGCACGCAGUCGGCACCGCUCCCGCUGGGCCACCCUGUGCUGGCGCUUGUGCCGCCGUCGCACUCUCCUUCUCAGUACGACGACUUCCAGCACCAGCAGCAACAGCAGCAGCACAACUUCCUGAGACAGCAAAUUCGGCAGACAGUACUGACGCGGGCUGGCAGCCGCAGUCAGGCAGCUGCAGCUGCAGCUGCAGCAGCUGGUGGGGGUGGGCCCAGCGGGAUCACCGCUGGACAGCUGGACGAGGCCCCAGAGGUGGAGGCUGAUGACUCAGCCGAGAUUAUUGAUCUCACAGAUCGCCGCAGUGACGAAAGUGAAAUGUCUCGGCAGCAGCGUGAUCGUGAGCGUUUCUUGCAGCAGCAGCGUGACCUCAUGAUGAGACACACGGCACAGGGCAGUGAUGGUUCAUUUCUGGGCCGGCCGUCAGUGUCUGGGAGGCCACUAGCACGAGCCCUGUCCAGCCCUCUGGUAGCCGUAGGUGCCAGUGAGGGAGCUGGCCCCACAUCCGGGACGGCUCUGGCAUUUGACUCGGCCAUGCUGAAGCAUGCCUGUGUCUGCGGGGACAACUCAGGCCACCCGGAGCACGGCGGACGCCUGCAGAGUGUGUGGGCACGUCUGCUGGAGACGGGGCUGGUGGCACGCUGCCAGCGCCCACGGGCGCGCAAGGCAUCACUCGAAGAGAUCCGUGCCUGCCACUCGGAGGCACAUGCCCUGCUGUUCGGCACCAGCCCGCUCAACAGGCAGAAACUGGACGUCGGCAAGCUGUCACAGCUACCGGUCAAGAGCUUCGUGCGACUGCCAUGCGGAGGGGUCGGCGUGGAUUCGGACACCACCUGGAACGAUGUUCACACGGCGACAGCAGCACGCACGGCCGUCGGGUGUGUGGUGGACCUGGCUUUCAAAGCUGCAACAGGUGACAUCAAGAAUGGAUUUGCCAUAGUGCGCCCACCAGGCCAUCAUGCAGAAGCUUCACAGGCUAUGGGCUUUUGUUUCUUUAAUUCAGUGGCCAUUGCAGCACGACUGUUACAACAGAGGUUAAACCUACACAGGAUCCUUGUAGUUGAUUGGGAUGUGCACCACGGAAAUGGCACCCAGCAGAUGUUCUACGAUGACCCACGCAUUUUGUAUUUAUCAAUCCAUAGACACGAUGAUGGAAAUUUUUUCCCAGGCACAGGAGGACCUACAGAGUGUGGUAUGGCGGAAGGCUUGGGUUUCAAUGUAAACGUUGCGUGGUCGGGAGGCCUGGCUCCUCCGAUGGGCGAUGCAGAGUACUUAGCUGCAUUCCGGACUGUGGUCAUGCCCAUUGCAAAGGAGUACUCUCCAGAGGUGGUGCUGGUGUCUGCAGGGUUUGAUGCAGCGGCAGGGCAUGCUGCUCCUCUGGGUGGCUACAAAGUCUCCCCAGCGUGCUUUGGCCACAUGACUCAUCAGCUGAUGCAGCUCGCUGAUGGAAAGGUUAUACUCUCACUAGAAGGUGGAUAUGAUCUGGCCUCCAUAUGUGAUUCAGCUGAAGAGUGUGUACGAGCUCUCCUAGGUGAUGAACCGAGCCCUCUGUCUGAAGACGAGCUGCAGCGACCACCGUGUCAGAAUGCUGUGGACACGCUGCAGAAGACUAUUGCAAUCCAGCUGUCACACUGGCCCUGCCUGAAGAGAGCGGCACACACGGUCAGCUGGUCUGCGAUGGAGGCGGCGCAGAAGGAGGCGGAGGAGUCGGAGACACUGUCAGCCAUGGCCAGCCUGUCGAUGCGGCACCAGUCCAACAGCCUGCAGUCACCGCCACAUUCACGUGAGCCAUCAGAGGAACCUAUGGAACAGGAUGACGCGAAGUGAACAGCCACUGCACAUUUCUAAAAUAUUAUUGUUAUAAAUGGCUACUGCAAACCAGGCAGGCUUUUUGUAAAUGGGUGUUGAAAAUAUACCCAGUGUAUUGGAAUUGUACUUUGGCUGCAAGCUGUGUGCAGCUAUAAAAAUCUCUAAGAAUGUUUCAUUGAGCAGUGGCUUCCUUAUUGGAAAAUGUAUGAUGCAUACUUUUGAUUGUUGGGCUCGAUGUAUGUGAUGCCCUAGUUUGUUGUGAAAGAAACACAAAGUUUGUGUUUGAUUCGGAGAAGGUUCUUAGAAAGCAAAGACGUCACUGGUUGACUGUAUUGAUUCAGUGUUGUACUUUUGUUCAGAUGCAACGAAUGUGAAAAACGUAUUUGUAUGAUCCAUAUCUCUCCGUGUUGUAUUGUUGACACAUUUUCUUUAGUACUUUGGCAUGUUUUGUUUUACAUAGAGUGUAUCUUGUUAUGUGAAGAAGUUGAGAAGGAGAUUUAUUACUGAAGUAUUUGUUUGUGAAGUAAUUAAUAUUUCAUACAAAAGACAUUAGUUAUAGGAAAUAUGAUUUGAUGAAAUUAGGUGUUGUAUGUAUGCAUGUGUGUGUCUAUGUAUAUAUAUAUAUAUAUAUAAAUGUCUUUUUACAGUGUCAGAUGUUACACAUUAUUUUUUUUAUGUAUAUUGCGUGAAUAUGUGGCUGUAACUGAUAGCCUAAUGGUAAAUGUUGACAGUUUAUUGUAACAGUAGUUUAUGAAGUGCUGGACACUUUAUUUCUCGAGUUUUCUGUCUUUGUCAGAUAUUGUGGGAUUAUACAAGUGACGUUUUAAACGUCCUGUUUUGAGUUGCAAUUGUACAUUGAUGUUGCAUAUAGUAGCCAGUUUUGUGAUAAAAGAUAUAACAAUUAUGUACUUUAAAUUUCAGUUGCAAAAGUAAUUAGUUAGAUGUCCAUAAGUGUUACAUAGUAUUUGUAUGACAAGUAUGUUGAGCUCAUGUUUGUGUACCUCGACGUAUAAUAUAUGUUGUACAAGCUUGUUCGGUGUGUCAGAGAUGCUAAAUUAUAUGGUAAUUGUGAUAAAUGUGCAGGCGUGAUUUGAAGAGCAUUUAUUUUUAUGUCAAGGAUUUUACAUAUAUAUUUAAAGAAAAAACUGAUCAAAUUUUUAAUGGGAAAUAUUAUUUGUUGUUAUACAGAUUUGUAUAUGUGGUUACAUAUAAAUUCUGACCGUCUUUAAUGUCAUUGAAAAGUUAAACUUUUAAUAAAUGCAAGUGCUGUUUGUCCAUAGUCGUUGUGAGAGAAUGUUUAUUCUUAUCUGACAGAUAACUGUUAUAGUUGCAAAUAUUUUAUGCGAUAAUGAGCCGUUUGCAUUCACUGUGAGAAGGAGCUUUAUAAAUGGUUGUGAUGAUGGUAUAUAUAUGAGAGCUGCCUGUAUUGUCUAAGUAAGAUGCCGACAUUCCUGUAUGAGAAAGUAGAACUGAAUGUUCCUGAUUUAUGUAGCCGUGAAUCUGUAAUAGAAGUGAAGAUUGCACAUAUUCAUUGUCUUACCUGAAAUCUGAGCUUACAGGAACGUAAGAAGUGUAUUUCAUCACUUAACUGAUGUCUCGUGGCACUCUUCUUACACUCUUUUUUUUUCUUUUUUUUAAAUAAAUAAGUAAGUAAAAAAAUUGCUGACAGCUGUCAGCAGUGAACAGGCACAUGCAAGUCAUUACUUCAUGCUAAGUUCAGGUUUCUUAUUUCUGUUUUUUUUUUUCCCCCUUGUCAUACUGAUACAUUCCGACAGAACACAGCAAUCCUCUUUCCUAUUGCACUGAAAACUGCUUUGAAGCACCUUGCCAUGAAGAGAGGGAAUGAAGUUUGGAGGGAGGUAGAGGGUCGUUUUGAAAAUACAACCAGCACAUUUGUCCCUCUCAUGUGUCUGUGUUCGGCUGGGACUUCUUGAGCAUGGUGAACAGCAAUUUGUGGCUCACUUUGAUUAUUACCUUGUUUGUCCUAGCUGCUGGCCUAGUUAUGCAGACAACAUUAUUUGUAAUGGUAAUCUACUGUAUUUUAUUCAUUGUGUGUCUUUACAUAAUAUUCUAGCUGUACUUUUGCACACAGAUAUAUAUGCUAGAAUUUGGUUGAGGUCAUAAAAUUGGUAAUUAUUGACUCUUCUCCAUUUACUUAGUGAACUAAGUAUACUUUCACACACACACACACACACACACACACACACACACACACACACACACACACACACACAUUCUGUGCCAUUUCUGCUUCUGACUUUGCUGUUUAUCACCUUAAAACCUAACUGUAUCACAUUCACUAUGUUGACUGUUUGUGCAGAUAUAAUUGCUGAAUAUUUCCAUAUUUCUGUUGCACAAUAGGAAAAAUGUUUGGUCUCGUGAUGGCACAUAUGUGAGGACACAAGUACUGAAAGUGUACAGUUUAUCAGCUACAAAAUAUUGGAAAAGUAUUUUUGUCCAUAUGAUAAUUUGUAUCUAUUUCAACAAGUUGGUUACUUAAUACAAAGUUACAGACAACAGAACAUGUGUGAAAUGUGUGAUGGGCAUCUUGUUAAUCAAUAAAAUAAGCCUGACUUGGUUGAAUUUUUGUGCUUCUGUACAUACCAGUUGUAUUAACUUCACCAUUGUGAAGAAUGCUUUGCAUUUGGAAGUAAUUACAUUGUUUAAUCUUUACUGAGCAUUUAAUAUCUUAUUGCCUGGAGGUCUUGAGAGACAUGGAAUAAAUUUUUAAUACGUGUAUCACACAGUGAGAAAAAUAUGGUUACUAGUUCUACACUGAUAGCUCUCAAAUGAAAGUGUGGCAGAUUUUGCCUUGGUUUAUGUGUCACAGAUAUGUAUGAACAUUGUGCUAAUUGACAUAAACAUUCUAAUUAAUCAUACCAUAUGAAUUAAACACACAUAGCUUAUCCUAAGAAAAGUCAUUCACUCUUGAGAAAGUAAGUGAUUUUCUCAGUGUAUUUUCCUUUUCUUGUAGUGUACAUUCACGAAUAAUGAUUUGGAACUCUUUUUCAGUUUCUUAUUAGAUUACACCAAUAAAAUUCCUCAAAUGUGUGUUCAAGGAAGGUUAUCAAAAUAAUUUUCACUUAUACCAAUUGUCAUAAAUAUAUAACACAUCAACCCAUUCUGUCAUAUAAAUAAAGCUGCAUAAUCCAGCUUAGAUCAUCUAUCAGAGUGGUCGUAAUUUGUGUGUGUGUGUGUGUGUGUGUGUGUGUGUGUGUGUUAGUAUAUUUUGAAGUAUAUGUCACUUGAUAAAAAAGGGGGAACCAAGGCAGAGAACACGGAAAUUAAUUUACUUGUAUUUAUACACAUUGUUAAUUCUAGUCAAAAGUUACAGUGGAACAUUCCAUACAUUUAAAGAAAUAAAAUAUGUUUCAGGUACCUGAAUGUCACUUAAAGCUUGUGGGGAAAUACUUGUGAGUUUGCCUAUGUGUUGGAAUGCUCACAUAAAUCCUUAUUUUCAGAUACCUAAUGUAAAUAAAAUUAAAAUAAAUGUAUUAUUUCAGUAAUCCAUAAUUUUUAAAGCACUGACCUUGCCCCUCAGAUUUAAUUUGUAAAAAAAAAGAGGAUGAUAAAGUUGUCAUAAUAUUGUCUAAUUGCAAUUCAGCAAAUUUUUCUGUCAUUAAAUGCUGCAGUGUGAAGGAUUUGUAAUCAGAGAUGCUGCCGCCUAGUCUCUUAUGACAGCACUGGUAACUUUUUCUUUUAACGGUUUGCUCUUAUAAAUAAGUCAUAAAUAAGUCAUAAGUAGUGUGCAUAAAACGAACUGGAAGGUUGCAUAUUUCUCCACAUUAUUUUUAGGUGUAUGAGAAAAUAUCAUGGCAGAACUAUUGAAUCUUAAUUAAUCAUAUCCCUAAAAGCCCCAUGAAAUGGAGUCUUAAUUAUUGGGGAAAUAAUUUUCCACCUGUUUUAACUAUCAAUGUUGCAAGAUGAUUGUGUUUUGUUACAUAGUUGUGAGGAUUAAAAGUGAUUAGGAGGGGAAUUCUUCGAAAUUCUAUAGAAGAAUAAGGAUUUCCGUAACCUAUAGAGCUUAAAUGUUGUAAAUGGAUCUAUCAGUUCUUGUAUUUGUUGUUAUCUUACGACAGUCCAAUAGGACAGGAGUGGCAUAAAUGCUAUCAGCUUACCAAACUUGAGCUUCAGCUGUGUGAGAUUUAUCUGUCUGAUAUGCAAAAUUCUGUGUCUUGACUUUAUUUUGACUGCUAACAAUUUUGUGUGAACAUUUUGUCCUGUUCAGGAUUUCCAGUGGUUGUCAACUACGCCAAGAGCUACUUUUCAGUAGUUGUUAAAUUUAUGAGCAGAAGUACUUUCCUGUCUCUCCUCAGAACUGUUACUAACAAGAUAUGUGUUGUUAAUCCACAAUAUUGUAAACUGUAGAUGACAGGUUGGAACUAUGACAUAAAAUUAAUUCUCAGCUGCUCAGAAUUCAGAAGCUUUUCACACCAAACAUAAAGCUUGUGUUUCAGGCUGUUUUAGACAUUCAUAAAAUGACACAUUUAUGGAGUCUCUUUUUGUGAGAUCCUUAAAUACUAUAUAAAUCUACAGACAUUUGGCAUUGUUUCAGUGCUGGACUUAACAAUAUAGUUGGGCAGUUGUUACACCAAUAAAAAGCAACAAAACUAUAUAGUAAUUGAAAAGAAAUUUGUUUUAUGCUGCCACUGAAAAUAUCAUUAUAUAUGCUGCAAGUAUUUCUUCUUUCAUAGAAAAGCACCUAGCUUUGAAGAACUCAAUGUCAACACUUCCUGUACAAAAGAAACAUAAGUUGGCAUCAAAUGCACUACAUCUCUUUAAGUUUUUCCACAGAAUGCACUUUAAUUCUGUAUGUAUUUGUGUCACAUUAUAAGAUUGCAUCAGCAGUGUGUGUAUUUACCUGAUCUACAGUAACAACAACUGAUUUUGACCUCCUUUCCUACUGCCGAUAACCUCUUGCAGUGAAUGUGUUACAGGACAGGAAUUUCUUAUUCAUUAGUAGAACAUUUCUGUACUUUUAUUUUGUGGAAAUGGAAUUCUGGCUGUAGCAUAUAAUUGACAGUACAAUUUAUGCCGUUUAUAUAAAUUAGAAGGUGCCUGCUAUCAUUCUAGGAGUUUUUAAUGGUUUGCCUCCACAUUACUUCUCCAUAACUCUUGAAGAAAUAUGCAGAAUAGAAAUUUCUCUACCCUCUUCUCACCCCUCCCCCUCCCUUUACAAUGUUAUUUAUACCUGAUUUCUAAUAACUGUAAAGAAAUACCUGCUAUUUAAAUCCAAGUUUGUUUGGUCUGGUUUUCAGUCUUAAAAUGUAUUACUAUACCAGUGUGUAUAGCAAGGACAGAAGGAAUUUGCUUGGGCAAUCUAAAUUCAUAAAAUAUGGUAUGCUGUAAAUCACACUAUCUCUAAUAUAUAUUUUGUGUGUAGAUUAUUCUGUGAAAAUAAUAAUUUGAUACCAAGUGUAUAAUUACUCUCUUGUUAAGUGAAUCUCAUAUACUUUUUCACCGUGUUUCACAUGUAUGACUUGUGAUGUAGUCUCGCAUUGUGUAUUUCAAGCUUCUUUCGAGGAUGAAAUAUAAAUGUCUGAAAGAUUGUAGGUCCUCAUCGUUAUGCUCAUGUAGUGACUUUUGAUUGUUGCUUGUUACAUUUAACAUGUGGAUGUAUAUUGUUAAAUUUAUAUCUAUUUUAUGAAUAUGUUGUAACAAUUUUAUGUCACAUAAAAGUUGCCAUAUGUAAAUGCUAAACCACAGAGCAUGUUAAUAUUAUUAUGUAUAGAGCUAUAAUGCUGUCGUAUGUUGUCAGUGUCUUUCAGAAUACAUGUUUACAUUUGUUGAUGGCAUGAUUGUGUGCAAUAGCAGAAGCGUGCAAGUUACUGUUAUCGCUAAUGAAUUUUAUGUAUCAAUAAAUUUUCCAUUUUGAUGAAA